CAUGUGCCCCUGUGGCGUAGGACCUCGUCCCGUCGCGACUCACCGCGAGGUGGGGCCUGUUGCUGAGGGGCUUCGGCUGUCAGAGUAGACAUGGGGGCCGGCCGCACGGGGGCUGUGCUUGCCGCCCUGGGAGUGCUUAGUGUCUGUGCGGCCAGCGGCUCAAGGCCCGUGGCGGAGGGGGAGACCGGGGGGGAGGGGGAGUGGGCGGAGCCGUGGGACGGCGCAGUUUUCCGGCCUCCCUCCGCGCUGGGCGCAGUGGGGGUGGCGCGCGGUCCAGGGACCCCGCGGCCGGGGAGGGGGGAGGCGGUGGACCUGCCGGUGCUGCUAUGGUGGAGCCCAGGGCUGUUCCCUCACUUCCCGGGCGACUCGGAGCGCAUCGAGUGCGCGCGCGGCGCGUGCGUGGCCUCCCGGGACCGACGGGUGCGGGGAGACUCGCGGACGCGCGCACUGCUCUUCUACGGCACCGACUUCCGCGCGUCCGAAGCGCCGCUGCCGCGCUUGGCGCACCAGAGCUGGGCGCUCCUGCACGAGGAGUCGCCCCUCAACAACUUCUUGCUGAGCCACAGUCCGGGCAUCCGCCUCUUCAAUCUUACCGCCACCUUCAGCCGUCACUCGGACUACCCGCUGCCGCUGCAGUGGCUGCCCGGGACCGCCUAUCUGCGCCGCGCAGCGCCUCCGCUCCCGGAACGCGCGGACUGGCGCCGCCGGGGCUACGCGCCGCUGCUCUAUCUGCAGUCCCACUGCGACGUGCCUGCGGACCGGGACCGCUACGUGCGCGAGCUCAUGCGCUACAUCCCGGUGGACUCAUAUGGGAAAUGCCUGAAGAAUCGGGAGCUGCCCACGCCGCGGCUACAGGACACAGCCACAGCCACCACUGAGGAUCCAGAACUCUUGGCCUUCUUGUCCCGCUAUAAGUUUCAUUUGGCCCUCGAAAAUGCCAUCUGUGACGACUACAUGACGGAAAAACUGUGGCGCCCCAUGCACCUCGGUGCUGUGCCUGUGUACCGCGGCUCUCCCUCUGUGAGGGACUGGGUGCCCAACAAUCACUCCAUCAUCCUCAUUGACGACUUUGAGUCGCCGCAGAAGCUGGCAGAGUUUAUUGACUUUCUGGACAAAAAUGAUGAGGAAUAUAUGAAAUACCUGGCAUACAAGCAACCUGGGGGCAUCACCAACCAGUUCCUUCUGGAUAGUCUGAAGCAGCGGGAGUGGGGAGUGAAUGAUCCUUUACUGCCUAACUACCUUAACGGCUUCGAGUGUUUCGUCUGUGACCACGAACUGGCUCGGCUGGAUGCCGAGAAGGCCCAUGCAGCCUCUCCUGGGGACAUCCCUGUCCCUGAGCCUCAUAUUGCCCAGCCCUCACACAUGGACUGCCCAGUGCCCACACCUGGCUUUGGCAGUGUGGAAGAGAUUCCUGAGAAUGACAGCUGGAAGGAGAUGUGGCUGCAAGAUUACUGGCAAGGCCUGGACCAGGGGGAAGCUCUCACUGCCAUGAUCCACAACAAUGAGACACUGCAGAGGAAAUUUUGGGAUUACCUAACCGAGAUCUUCAUGAAAAGGAACCAAAAUCUCUAAUUACUCUUGCAAGAGUCCUUAACUUGAUAGAGCUAAGGAGAUGGAAGUCCUUAUUCUACCGUGGGACAUGAAGGGUAUCUGCUACGCAAGUUCUUAAUGAGCACUGUCUUACCAUGAGUUCAAAGAAUAAGUUAUAUCUACUGAUAUUUUAUUCUAAAGAUGUGUAGCCAGGGUCUCAGCCUAUGGUAAUAGGGCCUCUCCUCAAGGAGAGAAGGGGGCAUCCAGUUCUUGGUUUAGUGGGAACCAGAAGCCUGAAACACCCAUUUGAUUAAAGGUGCUGAUCAACAAAAAUUUUAAAGAACUGCUUAUUUCUCUAGCCAUAUCAUCCUCUCAGUCAUGAUUGGGACAACACGUUAGUACUUGGCUGUGAAUGAGGUAAGAUGGGCCAGGUUUAGCAUCUUUAGAAAACUACUGUGCUAUUCCUCAAACCAUUCAUUAUUCGGUACCUUUCCCAGUCUCCUUUCCUCAUCUCUUGCUUUAUAAACUGUUAUGUUGGUGGUGAAGCAAAACUCCUGGUGGGUUGUAUUCUGGCUCUCUGGAGUUGUAUUUUUUAUAUCAUUUACUUUGCUUUUCAUGUCAACCUUUUCAUUUUGAAUGGCUUUUUCUUUUCUGGUUUUCCACAAUUUCUGAUGGAGACGGAGUAGCCUUGCCACCAUUCCCACAUUCAUUUUCCCCAGCAUUAAACUGCCUGUAGAUUUGACAGCUUUUCUUACUGCUGGUUUGCUUCUUAUCUAGGGCAUAUCUGAAAUUCCUUCUCCACUCAUGAGUAGAAAGAUUCAGUGGCUAAUAAAUGUCAUGCCAAUUUAAUGAAUUGUCCUGCUCUAUUUUAGAUUAGAGAUGGAGACUCAGGCUGGAAAUGACAGCAGAAAAAGCUAUGAUUUUGAAAUGUUGAAAUAGGCCAAUGUGAAUCUAAGUGCAGAUUUUUAUAAGUCCUUGAUCUCUUCUGUCUGCCUAAUGAACUCUUCUGUUAUUUUUAUAUGCUACAAAAGUCCAUUUCCCCCCAAAACUCAUGAAAAUUAUGGCAGAAAAAAACAGCCCAGCAAUAUAGCUCUAGUAAUUCUUUCAUAUUCUGUGGCACUUUUCACUUUAAGUGGGAUAAAUAUUCCAACUUCAUUCGCUCUAUUACUGUUACAACGCACAACUUUAUAGUACUUACUGAGACUACAUUUUGAUGGAGCCCACCCACCUAAGCUCAAGGGCAUGAGAAGCGAAGCAAGACAUUUAAGCCAUCACAAGUGGCUGGCUAAAUAAAAAGUUGUUAGUCAGAUUUAGGGAGGUAGCCAGACCCUUCUAUUGCUGUGGUUUAAACAUACAGCUUAAUGGACAGGGAGACCAUUUGCUUUUUCUGGGGCAGUGGAACAAGAAAGAAUACCUUGGAUCUUAGAACUACCCUGGUUGUAAUAUUGUAUUAAUGAGUUAUCACUAGAGAAGUUCCAUAGCUUAUCAAUAUGUCUGGUUUAAUUAGUGUGUGUGUAUGUAUGUAUAUAUGCACACAUUAAUUUACAAACAUAUAUAUAUAUAUAGUUGUAAAGACUGAAGAGGAAGAUGAUGCUUAUGACUUCAGUACAGACUAUGUAUAAUAGAAUCUUGUCCUUCUAUAAGGUUUUGUUGGGUUUUAAUUUUUUUUUUACAUCUUUAUUGGAGUAUAAUUGUUUUACAAUGGUGUGUUAGUUUCUGCUCCAUAACAAAGUGAAUCAGCCAUACAUAUACACGUUCCCAUAUCUCUUCCCUCUUGUGUCUCCCUCCCUCCCACCCUCCCUAUCCCACCCCUCCAGGCGGUCACACACCACCGAGCUGAUCUCCCUGUGCGAUGUGGCUGCUUCCCACUAGCUAGCUAGCUACCUACCUUUGGUAGUGUAUAUAUGUCCAUGCCUCUCUCUCCCUUUGUCACAGCUUACCCUUCCCCCUCCCCAUAUCCUCAAGUCCAUUCUCUAGUAGGUCUGUGUCUUUAUUCCUGUCUUAUCCCUAGGUUCUUCAUGACAUUUUUUUCUUAAAUUCCAUAUAUAUGUGUUCGCAUACGGUAUUUGUCUUUCUCUUUCUGACUUACUUCACUCUGUAUGACAGACUCUAGGUCUAUCCACCUCAUAACAAAUAGCUCAAUUUCGUUUCUUUUUAUGGCCGAGUAAUAUUCCAUUGUAUAUAUGUGCCACAUCUUCUUUAUCCAUCCAUCCGACGAUGAUGGACACUUAGGUUGUUUCCAUCUCCGGGCUAUUGUAAAUAGAGCUGCAAUGAACAUUUUGGUACAUGACUCUUUUUGAAUUAUGGUUUUCUCAGGGUAUGUGCCCAGUAGUGAGAUUGCUGGGUCAUAUGGUAGUUCUAUUUGUAGUUUUUUAAGGAACCUCCAUACUGUUCUCCAUAGUGGCUGUACCAAUUCACAUUCCCACCAGCAGUGCAAGAGUGUUCCCUUUUCUCCACACCCUCUCCAGCAUUUAUUGUUUCUAGAUUUUUUGAUGAUGGCCAUCCUGACUGGUGCGAGAUGAUAUCUCAUUGUAGUUUUGAUUUGCAUUUCUCUAAUGAUUAAUGAUGUUGAGCAUUUUUAAUAUUUUGAGCAGACUGCUAAACUGUUCUGUGUGAUAUACCAGCUUUUUAAAUAAUUAAUUAAUUUAUUUGUUUUUAUUUUUUUUGCGGUAUGCGGGCCUCUCACUGUUGUGGCCUCUCCCUUUGCGGAGCACAGGCUCCAGACGCGCAGGCUCAGCGGCCAUGGCUCACAGGCCCAGCUGCUCCGCGGCACGUGGGAUCUUCCCGGACCGGGGCACGAACCCGUGUCGCCUGCAUUGGCAGGCGGACUCUCAACCACUGCGCCACCAGGGAAGCCCAUAUUUGUUUUUAUUUUUGGCUGUGUUGUUUCUUCGUUGCUGUGCGCAGGCUUUCUCCAGUUGCAGCGAGCGGGGGCUACUCUUUGUUGUGACAAGCGGGCUUCUCAUUGUGGUGGCUUCUUAUUGGGGUGGCUUCUCUUGUUGCAGAGCAUGGGCUCGGCUUCAGUAGUUGUAGUUGUGGCACGGGGGCUCUAGAGCGCAGGCUCAGUAGUUGUGGCGCACGGGCUUAGCUGCUCCGCGGCAUGUGGGAUCUUCCCAGGGCCAGGGAUCGAACCUGUGUGCCCUGCAUUGGCAGGCAGAUUCUUAACCACUGUGCCACCAGAGAAGCCCACCAGCUUGUUUUUAAAUUUAGGAAAUCUAGCUCUUUAGAGCUAGAUCAAAGCUAAUAUCAAGUGUUUAUUUAAAAAAAUAAUGGCACCUGCUUGGAAUGGGGUGAAGAUUUACAGAGAAUUUACCAUUUUUGGCUGACGUGAAACUAUAUAAUAUACUGCAAAAUGGAAAUUCUGCAACAGACCUCGCAAUAAACAUUUAUAUAUAUGGGGUGCUCAUAUAUUGUUUAUAUAUGAGAUGCUUCAACAACUAGGGUCCUAAAGAUGUGGCCAGGCAAAGCUAUAAUUUAGGCUGGGUUUCACUGCCAGGGUGGUUCUUUUUUCUUUUCCUUUUUUUUUUUGGCUGUGCUGCAUGGCUUGUGGGACCUCAGUUCCCGGACCGGGGACUGAACCCGGGCCCUUGGCAGUGAAAGCACAGAGUCCCAACCACUGGGGAACUCCCCUUUUUUCAUUUUAUUUAAUAAAAAAUGCCCUUUAUAACAGCAUGGAAAGUUUUCUGUUUGGACUUUUGCAGAAAAGAAUAAGAGAGAAAGACAGACCUUCGAAAAUAAUUAUGUUAAAAUUUGAUAUAGUAAGGACUCUUACAAAAGAAGCCAAAUUCAGGACUCUGAUUUCUAAGCUUGCAAUCUAUUUAAAUGCAGAUGCUAGUUUAUAUAGUGCAAAAUACAUUAUUACCCAAGUGCAAAAUAAGGUUAGGACUCAAAUUUCAUUAUGUGCAAUGAAAAGGGUAGGUGAUGGUUAUGCAAGGUGUAGAAUCAUCCCUACCUCUCCUGUCUAAUUACAACAGUUCACACUGGCAUUACCUUAGCACUUUUAUGUACAAAGUAGGCCAGUUUUUUAUGAAUGAUUGUGGCUGGAGACUCAUGCCUGCUUUGUGGUCAGUGCUUCCCAGACUUUCUCCUUUAUUCCUCUUACCAUAAAAGUAUUCAAAACCAGGUGCUACAUUUCUACAAGGGAAAGCAGAACCAGGAAUAGCCACAUGGCUAUCUAACUAAAGGCUUCACUUUCUCUGUGGAGAAAGCAAGCAAUGUGAAUUUUCUCUGGUUUGGGGCCCAGCCUGCUCUGUAUACAGUAGCAGACUUGGGGUUAUUGGUGGUAGAAGUUCUGAUAGGAAUUAGCUUUAUUUGUGUUGCUGCAGUGGGGGUGGAGCAUGGGGCUGAUGCCUUUAUUAUUCCCGAGUUGCUUCUUCGAUUAUCACACGUUUAAUUUUGUAUAAUAAAUGGCUUCUUUUUAA
This is a messenger RNA of Globicephala melas (long-finned pilot whale), 5951 nucleotides long. RefSeq names its product fucosyltransferase 11 (gene POFUT4). The record is from RefSeq and is a predicted model, not a curated record. Gene Ontology annotation, cellular component: Golgi membrane. Lineage: Eukaryota; Metazoa; Chordata; Mammalia; Artiodactyla; Delphinidae. Gene Ontology annotation, molecular function: alpha-(1->3)-fucosyltransferase activity.